Messenger RNA from Macrosiphum euphorbiae (potato aphid), 2286 nucleotides. NCBI's taxonomy places the organism in Eukaryota, Metazoa, Arthropoda, Insecta, Hemiptera, Aphididae. The record is from the annotation of a GenBank genome assembly.
AUGACGGAAGUUUGUGGAAGGAAACUAGGUUUAGCACGACAGAAAUGUAAUUUAGUGGUUCGAGGGAUGUCUGACGUGCAGGUAGCAUCUAUUAAGUCUCACGUCAAUUUAAACCUGCGUCCUGUAAGAAGCAGUACUCCUGAAAUAAACAUCAAUGCUUAUGUGGUUCCUCGGAUAACAGGGUUAUUACCAUCAAAACGCGUAUGGAAAGCCGAAUGGAAACAUCUAAAGGGACUCGAGUUGGCAGAUCCCAGGUAUGACGAGCCAAUGUCAGUAGACAUUUUACUCGGCGCUGAUGUCGUUCCCUACGUUACUCGAAGUGGUCGUAGAGAAGGUACAGGGACGGAGCCGGUAGGGCUUGAAACUGUGUUUGGAUGGACACUCAUGGGAAACACCGGAACUGCAACAAUAGAGACAGCCAACACAUUCGUAACUGCAUUGGAGGAGAUUGAUUCAACACUACGUCGUUUUUGGGACCUGGAAGAACUACCAAAAAUUCAGCAUCAGACCCCCGAAAACAUAAAAUGCGAGGAGUUAUACACCACCACAACUGCAAGGAGACCAGAUGGUCGAUACGUGGUGCAUCUUCCAUUCAUACAAAACCCACCACAUCUGGGAGAGUCCCGAGCGAUGGCCACGCAGCGGUUACACAAACUCGAAAUUCGACUAGAGAAGUCUGAGGAACUCCGUCAGCAGUAUAAUGUAGCUAUGCGAGACUAUCUCGAUGCUGGUCAUAUGAAACCAGUUGAUUCAACUGAGACUAUGACUUCACACUCCUACUAUACUCCACACCAUGUAGUCCUUAAGCCCGAGAGUUUAACUACAAAAGUACGGGUAGUGUAUGAUGCGUCUGCAGUUACUUCCAAUGGAAAAUCUUUGAACGAUUGUCUAUUUCCUGGACCCAAACUUCAGCAAGACUUGUCGGGGAUUUUAGUACGAUUCCGAUUACAUUCCAUAGUAUUCACUGCAGAUAUAAGGCAAAUGUUUCGCCAAAUCGAUAUCACUGCCGAACACCAUGCGUAUCAGCGACUUCUAUAUCGUUUUCAGCCUACAGAUCCAGUGCAAGUGUUUGAAAUGACAACCGUAACGUUUGGACAGCGUUCCUCACCCUUUUUGGCCAUUCGAACCCUACACCAAUUGGCCGCGGAUGAAGCCGCAAACCAUCCAGAAGUUCAAAAGGUUAUCUAUACUGAUCUUUACGUGGAUGACGUAGCAACUGGAACGAAAUGUGAAGAAUCGGCUCUUCGACUGCAGCAAGAUUUAAUUAAUGUGUUCAAGCGAGGAGGCUUUGAUCUACGAAAAUGGUCUAGCAAUUCCAUUGCUCUGCUUGAAGCUGUACCACCCGAACACCGACAAACCGAGGCAGUGACCUUUGAUGAGCCAACAUCAGACUACACAAAAGUACUUGGGUUAAAGUGGGAGCCCAAAAAUGACACGAUAGCGUACCAGUAUCAACCUAAUCCGGUGAGGUAUAGUAAACGAGCGAUUUUGUCCGAGAUUGCUCGAAUCUAUGACCCGAUAGGUCUUUUGACGCCGGUAAUAACCAACCUAAAACGGUUGAUGAAGUAUUUAUGGGCCCUAAGAAUUGGUUGGGAUGAUGAUCUGCCAGUAGUGGCCAAGGAGGCGUGGACAAGAUAUCACGAUGAGUUGCCUUUUAUUGCUUCAGUGUGUGUGGCCCGGCGGAUUACCGUCGAGGAUGCCAACUACGAACUCCAUGGAUUUUGCGAUAGUUCGGAGAGUGCCUACGCCGCCGCUGCUUACCUUCUAGCACGCACAUCUAACGGUCAGAUCCAAGUUCACUUAUUAAUGGGCAAAUCUAAAGUGUCUCCGGAGAAGAAACUGUCGAUUCCUCGACUUGAACUUUGUGGAGCACUACUAUUAGCACGUACGAUCGAUUAUCUCCGUUCUAAUCUGAAGUCAUUACCGAUUGACCAGUACUAUGCUUGGACUGACUCUAUGGUGACUCUUGCCUGGAUCAAUACCCCAUCAGCUAAUCUUAAAACCUUUGUCGGUAAUCGGGUUGCGAGAAUCCAAGAACUUACUUCACAAAAGAUAUGGAGGUACGUUCCAUCGGCACAGAACCCCGUAGAUUGCGCAUCACGUGGUCUGACACCCAGCGAAAUUGUUGACCAUCCUCUGUGGUGGAAUGGUCCGACAUUUCUUCGACAACCAUUGGAUACUUGGCCACAACAGGCAAAUAUGUCAGAUACAGAUCUUGUCGAGAAUCAAUCUGAAGAAAAGUUGAUUACCUUUGUUACGGUGAAUAGUGGACUGUAUUGUAGUUGA